AUGGAGGCGGGAGGAGAGCGAUUUCUUAGACAAAGGCAAGUCUUGCUUCUCUUUGUUUUUCUGGGAGGGUCUCUGGCUGGGUCCGAGUCAAGACGCUAUUCUGUGGCUGAGGAAAAAGAGAGGGGCUUUUUAAUAGCCAACCUAGCAAAGGAUCUGGGACUCAGGGUAGAGGAACUGGCCGCGAGGGGGGCCCAAGUUGUGUCCAAAGGGAACAAACAGCAUUUUCAGCUCAGUCAUCAGACAGGUGAUUUGCUCCUGAAUGAGAAAUUGGACCGGGAGGAGCUAUGCGGCCCCACAGAACCAUGCAUACUGCAUUUUCAGAUAUUACUGCAAAACCCUUUGCAGUUCGUUACAAACGAGCUCCGUAUCAUAGAUGUAAAUGACCAUUCUCCGGUAUUCUUUGAAAAUGAAAUGCAUCUGAAAAUCCUAGAAAGCACUCUGCCAGGAACAGUAAUUCCUUUGGGAAAUGCUGAGGACUUGGAUGUGGGAAGAAACAGCCUCCAAAACUACACUAUCACUCCGAAUUCCCACUUCCACGUACUCACUCGCAGUCGUAGGGACGGAAGGAAGUACCCGGAACUAGUACUGGAUAAAGCGCUCGAUCGGGAGGAGCAGCCGGAACUCAGCUUAACGCUCACCGCGCUGGACGGCGGCUCUCCCCCUCGGUCUGGGACCGCCCAGAUAAACAUCCAGGUCUUAGAUAUAAACGACAAUGCACCAGAAUUUGCACAGCCGCUCUAUGAGGUUGCAGUUCUAGAGAAUACCCCCGUUUACUCUGUCAUUGUCACUGUCUCGGCUUCUGACUUAGAUACAGGAAGUUUUGGGACAAUAUCAUAUGCAUUUUUUCAUGCUUCUGAAGAAAUUCGCAAAACUUUUCAGCUAAAUCCAAUUACUGGUGAUAUGCAACUGGUCAAAUAUUUGAAUUUUGAAGCGAUUAAUAGUUAUGAAGUCGACAUCGAGGCCAAGGAUGGCGGAGGCCUAUCCGGAAAGUCUACAGUCAUAGUCCAGGUGGUUGAUGUCAACGACAACCCACCGGAACUGACCUUGUCUUCAGUAAACAGCCCUAUUCCUGAGAACUCGGGAGAGACUGUACUGGCUGUUUUCAGUGUUUCUGAUCUAGACUCUGGAGACAACGGAAGAGUGAUGUGUUCCAUUGAGAACAAUCUCCCCUUCUUCCUGAAACCAUCUGUAGAGAAUUUUUACACCCUAGUGUCAGAAGGCGCGCUGGACAGAGAGACCAGAUCCGAGUACAACAUUACCAUCACCAUCACUGACUUGGGGACACCCAGGCUGAAAACCAAGUACAACAUAACCGUGCUGGUCUCCGACGUCAAUGACAACGCCCCCGCCUUCACCCAAACCUCCUACACCCUGUUCGUCCGCGAGAACAACAGCCCCGCCCUGCACAUCGGCAGUGUCAGCGCCACAGACAGAGACUCGGGCACCAACGCCCAGGUCACCUACUCGCUGCUGCCGCCCCAGGACCCGCACCUGCCCCUCUCUUCCCUGGUCUCCAUCAACGCGGACAACGGCCACCUGUUUGCCCUCAGGUCGCUGGACUACGAGGCCCUGCAGGCUUUCGAGUUCCGCGUGGGCGCCACAGACCGCGGGUCCCCGGCUUUGAGCAGCGAGGCGCUGGUGCGCGUGCUGGUGCUGGACGCCAACGACAACUCGCCCUUCGUGUUGUACCCGCUGCAGAACGGCUCCGCGCCCUGCACCGAGCUGGUGCCCCGGGCGGCCGAGCCGGGCUACCUGGUGACCAAGGUGGUGGCGGUGGACGGCGACUCGGGCCAGAACGCCUGGCUGUCUUACCAGCUGCUCAAGGCCACGGAGCCCGGGCUGUUCGGCGUGUGGGCGCACAAUGGCGAGGUGCGCACCGCCAGGCUGCUGAGCGAGCGCGACGCGGCCAAGCACAAGCUGGCGGUGCUGGUGAAGGACAAUGGCGAGCCUCCGCGCUCGGCCACCGCCACGCUGCACGUGCUCCUGGUGGACGGCUUCUCCCAGCCCUACCUGCCGCUCCCGGAGGCGGCACCGGCCCAGGCCCAGGCCGACUUGCUCACCGUCUACCUGGUGGUGGCAUUGGCCUCGGUGUCUUCGCUCUUCCUCUUCUCGGUGCUCCUGUUCGUGGCGGUGCGGCUGUGCAGGAGGAGCAGGGCGGCCUCGGUGGGUCGCUGCUCAGUGCCCGAGGGCCCCUUUCCAGGGCAUCUGGUGGACGUGAGCGGCACCGGGACCCUGUCCCAGAGCUACCAAUACGAGGUGUGUCUGACUGGAGGCUCCGGGACAAAUGAGUUCAAGUUCCUGAAGCCAAUUAUCCCCAACUUCGUUGCUCAGGGUGCAGAGAGGGUUAGCGAGGCAAAUCCCAGUUUCAGGAAGAGCUUUGAAUUCAGUUAAGUGUUAAUAAGGAUCUACUGAGCCUCGUCUUAGUUAAUCUGUGGAAAGUCCUUUUUUACUGCUUUGCCCAUUGGAGAGGUGUUUUUUGGUCUGGUUCAAGGCAAGUAGCAAGAAUAGAGCAAAAUAUCAAAUCCAGGGAUGGCUUAGGUUUCAUUAACAGUACUGGAAAGUAGUUGUGUGUCUCUGAAUGUUUUGUAUUUCAAUCAAGAAUCCUUAGUCGAUAGAACAUUUUGUUUAUAUAUUGAUUCUACUUUUUCUGUAGUUAAUCCUUGCAUAUUCUCCUUUCACCCUGGCUUGCCAACGCAGUCUUAAUUCCGCCUUUUUUUUUCUAAUGGGGAGCAAAAAGAAAUUCACUGUCUUUUAAUAGUGAUUUCAAAUAGCUUAUUAAAAUAACUCCAUUCAAAUUUUACAUUAUAAAGCAAUGUAGAGAGAGUUCCAAACCACCAAUUUUAUAAUUUCCCUUGUUGAAUAUAUUCAUAUAAUGUAUUCUAUAGUAUGCCCAAAGCAGCUUUGUCUAUGGUUAACAAAGUUUUAAGGAUAGACAAGAAUGUGUUUUCUUUAAUAAAUAGUAAUAUAUCAUCUUUUUAGGGAUAUAGUACUCAAAUGAAAGUAAUUUAGUUCAUUUUCUGUGUUGACAUUUGCAAUUAAUAUUUCAAUAUUUUAUGUGCUUAUAUUGGCCAAAAUAUGGACACAAAUAUAGACUAAUAUGGGUAAUUACCCUUUGGUUUAUCUAAAGUGUGUUCAUGAUGACUGAGGAAAAAAAUUAAACCUAUGCCAUUU
Pan troglodytes (chimpanzee) is the source of this 3171-nucleotide messenger RNA. It is a transcript of the gene PCDHB3, whose product is annotated as protocadherin beta 3. The coding region runs from base 1 to 2391 and encodes 796 amino acids. The transcript has a single exon. Gene Ontology annotation, biological process: homophilic cell-cell adhesion. Gene Ontology annotation, cellular component: plasma membrane. Lineage: Eukaryota; Metazoa; Chordata; Mammalia; Primates; Hominidae. Gene Ontology annotation, molecular function: calcium ion binding. The record is from RefSeq and is marked validated.